Messenger RNA from Lathyrus sativus (Indian pea), 264 nucleotides. NCBI's taxonomy places the organism in Eukaryota, Viridiplantae, Streptophyta, Magnoliopsida, Fabales, Fabaceae. The record is from the annotation of a GenBank genome assembly.
AUGUGUCCACUAAGGUUCAUAUUGAUCUUCUUUUCUGCCGUGCUGGCCGCUUAUUUGGCCUGGACCACCAUGAGCUCCACCACUCUGGAGAUUGAUUUCACUUCUGGCAACCAUAAAGAUAAAUCCUCCUCAGAUAAAGAUAACUUCAGUAUCAUAAAGAUGAUCAAGAAUGGAUUAUGGGCACUCAUUGACAUGGCCAGUGGAAGGUACCUUUGGAAGUAUUUGAAGCCAGCAAAUGAUCAUGUCCAACUACAGAGCUCUUAA